AUGGCCUCGUCGCGUAUCUUCGUUCGCGGCUUGCCCCCAACGCUGACCGACGAAGAGUUCAAGAAGCAUUUCUCCAGCCUAUCUGCCACGACCGACACAAAGCUGUUUCAGCAACGCCGAAUCGGCUAUGUCGGGUACCGGACGCCGGAAGAGGCCGCCAAGGCAGUCAAGUACUUCAAUCGGACCUUCAUCCGCAUGUCGAAAAUACACGUAGAGUCAGCACGACCUAUAAGCGAGAGUAAUCCACGAGCUCGCGUCCAGAAUCCAGCCCACGCUUCGACAGACUCCGACAUCCGCAAACAUUCCCACGACGAUGUCAACGCAAAUCCAUUGAAACGCAAGCGAGGCGAGGUCAAAGGUUCUACAGAGGAUCCCAAACUCCAAGAGUUCCUGGAAGUCAUGCAGCGCCCUUCCAAACCCAAGAACAUCCUCGGCGGAAGCAGCAACGUUGAUGACGUACCCGAAGCUGCUCCCAAAAUAGCCGGAGAGGAGGCUGAGAGUGACGACGAGUAUCAGGAAGUGCGCAAGAAGAGCAAGGGUAAUGAUAUUUCGCCAGCAAAUCACCAACAUUCUCUGGACAAGGGCCGCACUGCGUCAAACAAUGAACCUCCCAUAGAGCAAAUCUCGCCCCCGGAAGAUGUUGAUAUGACUCGCGUGGAAAGUGUUGCACCACCUGCUACUGAUGCAGACUGGCUUAGAUCAAGGACGAGUCGCUUGCUGGACAUUGAAAGUGACGAAGAUGACGCACCUACCGAGUCCCGUCCUGUGGUGUCUCAUUCUGACUCGGCUGAAGAAGAUUCAAGGACGAGUAGGGUUGCUCAAGAUACCACCCAAAACGAUGACGAGUCUCGUGAGACGGCGGAAGAAGCAGCUCAAGCCGAAGAGGAAGUAGCCGAGCCGCCCCAGCAUGCAGGCGGACGGCUAUUCAUUCGCAACUUGCCAUACGAUUCUACGGAGGACAGUUUACAAAAACAUUUCGAGCCUUAUGGCCGGAUUGACGAGGUACACGUACCGGUCAGUAAGAAGACUGGCAGCAGCAAAGGUUUUGCGUACAUCCAGUAUGUGGAUGCCGAAAGUGCAUCGAAAGCACUGGAAGAGCUUGAUGGCACCACGUUUGCAGGUCGCCUACUUCACAUUUUACCCGCGGCUGCAAAAAAGGAGACCAAGUUGGACGAAUUCGCGCUGUCCAAGCUACCCCUGAAAAAGCAACAGCAGAUUAGAAGAAAAGCAGAUGCGUCAACGUCAACGUUCAACUGGAACUCUUUAUAUAUGAAUACAGAUGCAGUGCUAUCGUCUGUUGCAGACAGGCUCGGCCUCGAUAAAUCCGAGGUGCUAGAUCCAACCUCCUCUGAUGCUGCCAUCAAGCAGGCUCACGCGGAAACUCACGUCAUCAACGAGACGAAAUCUUACUUUGCCGAGAACGGUGUCGAUUUAGAGGCAUUCCGUAAACGUGAGAGAGGAGAUACUGCUAUCCUGGUCAAGAAUUUCCCUUAUGACACGAAAAGAGACGAGCUGAAGGACUUGUUCGAACAAUAUGGUACAGUCACCCGUCUACUCAUACCUCCAACAGGCACGAUAGCUGUCGUUCAGUACGCUCAACCAACAGAGGCUCGGACAGCGUUCGGCAGUCUUGCGUAUCGCAAAUUCCGAGACUCUGUGCUCUUCCUUGAGAAGGCGCCAAAAGAUUUGUUCACGACCGCGACUGGCCCCACCAAGGCUAUCACUUCGCGAGACGCCAUCUCCUCCGCAAAAGACCCGAAGCUUUCUGCCGCGGACUUGCUCCAAAAGGAUCAAAAUGUCGAGGUCGUAGAUACGUCAACGCUGUUCGUUCGGAACUUGAGCUUUGCCACCUCCGGCCAGAAGCUUACACAGGUGUUCAAGCCGCUCGACGGUUUCGUUUCUGCGACCGUGAAGACCAAGGUCAAUCCCAAAAACCCAAGCGAGAAGCUCAGUAUGGGCUUUGGCUUCCUGGAAUUCCGCUCGAAAGAACAAGCCCAAGCCGCUGCCUCGGCGAUGAAUGGAUACGAGCUUGACGGGCACCGACUCUUGCUCCGGGCUUCACACAAGGGACUCGAUGCAGCCGAGGAGCGACGCCGAGAAGACAAAGCUAAAAGAGCUGCCAGCAAAAGCACAAAGAUCAUCAUCAAGAAUCUUCCCUUCGAGACGAACAAGAAGGAUGUACGUACUCUAUUCGGAGCGUACGGACAACUACGGUCGGUUCGCGUGCCAAAGAAAUUCGACAACUCGACGCGAGGCUUUGCUUUUGCAGAAUUCACCACACCCAGAGAAGCAGAGAAUGCACUGGAAGCACUUCGCAACACCCACAUUCUCGGCAGAAAACUGGUCUUGGAGUUUGCUACCCAAGCCGCUGAAGAUGCAGAGGAAGAGCUCGAGCGAAUGCAGAAGAAGGUCGGGUCACAGGUCAACAAAGUGGCUCUCCAGAAUCUGACCGGCGCUGGGAGAAAGAAAUUUAAUGUCGCAGGUGACGACGGCGAGGAGUAG
Pseudovirgaria hyperparasitica is the source of this 2502-nucleotide messenger RNA. RefSeq names its product putative pre-rRNA processing protein Mrd1. Gene Ontology annotation, cellular component: ribonucleoprotein complex; nucleus; cytoplasm. The transcript is spliced from 4 exons. Gene Ontology annotation, molecular function: mRNA binding. The coding region runs from base 1 to 2502 and encodes 833 amino acids. Lineage: Eukaryota; Fungi; Ascomycota; Dothideomycetes; Acrospermales; Acrospermaceae. The record is from RefSeq and is a predicted model, not a curated record.